This is a messenger RNA of Talaromyces stipitatus ATCC 10500, 1971 nucleotides long. RefSeq names its product aldo-keto reductase, putative. Lineage: Eukaryota; Fungi; Ascomycota; Eurotiomycetes; Eurotiales; Trichocomaceae. Gene Ontology annotation, molecular function: oxidoreductase activity. The coding region runs from base 75 to 1001 and encodes 308 amino acids. The transcript has 2 exons. The record is from RefSeq and is a predicted model, not a curated record.
GGAAAUGAUAUCAUCUUCUCUCCGAUUCCGUCAACAGCCAAUGUGGGGUUUUUCUUAUCUGCCGAUGAAACGUCAUGUCUCGAAAACUAUUCUUUACAACUUUCACAACCACAGCUCCCAGCACUUCCACAUCCAUUGAAUAUACAAUGCCACCCAAUCUAUCAAUAACAGACCACCUCCCCCUUCCCGAAUCAACUGUCCAAAUCCCCCGUCUUGGUUUUGGCGUGUACCGCGCGCACGCCGAAGAAUGCAUCCAAUCCACGCUCACAGCCCUCAAGACGGGAUACCGCCACAUCGACACCGCGCAAUUCUACGGCAACGAAAAGGAAGUCGGGGAAGCGUUUCGACGGUCGGGCCUGAGAAGGGAAGAUGUUUUCAUAACCACCAAGAUCAUGAGUCCGGGCGGAUCACCGCAGGCGACGUAUGAGAAGAUUAUUGAGAGUGUGGAGAAGAUCAAUGCUGGGGAUAAAGAUGGGUAUGUGGAUUUAUUUUUGAUUCAUAGUUCCAAGUCCGGACUGGCGGGGAGGAAGGAAUUGUGGCAGGCGUUGGAAAGGGUAUUGGAGGAAGGGAGGACGAGAAGUAUUGGUGUGAGUAAUUAUGGGGUUGGGCAUAUUGAGGAGAUGAAGAGUUAUGCCAAGGUCUGGCCGCCGCAUGUUAAUCAGAUUGAGCUUCAUCCAUGGUGUCAACAGCGGCAGACGGUCCGAUACUGUCAAGAACACGGCAUCGUUAUCGAGGCCUAUUGUCCCCUUGUCCGCGGCAACAAAUCCAAUGAUCCGACGCUGGUAUCCUUGGCUCAGAAAUACGGCAAGACCACUGCCCAGGUUUUGGUUCGAUACAGUCUACAGAAGAAUUGGGUUCCGUUACCAAAGAGUUCGAAUCCGGAACGAAUCGCUAGUAAUGCCGAUGUAUAUGACUUUGAGAUUAGUCAGGAGGAUAUGGAUGUUUUGGACGGGCUGGAUCAGGGAGCCGCUGGUGCUGUGGUUGAAUCGGUGGAUGAGUAGAUCUAAGACAUCCUGCCGUUUUAGUCCAUGAAAGAAACUUAUCCUCAAUAUUGGAAUGUUCAGUCAGGUGUAUCAGUCUGGUCUCUGCAAGAGAAACGCAUUGACCGAUUGGAGUGUCGCCCGUGAAGGAUUAGCGUCCGGGUUUGACGUUACAAUCCAUGUCAGCCGUUGGCGGAUAUAUUGUUUGUCGAUAUAAGUGUCUGCCUGCGGCCCAGUGCAGUUACCUGAGACGCGGUUAGUACAUGGAAAGCGGGUUCAAGCUGGAAGGACUUGCAUACCUUCGUCAUCAUACAACAGACAAAUAAUAGCCAAAAGAGUCCCAACAGAAAGGUCUUUUCCCGUUUUGCAAGUGACUAGUAGAGAUUGUGAAGGAUUACUUGUAAGAUGUUUCUCCGCAAACACUUUUACCUUUUCCAGGGCAGUGCGUAAAUCUCGACUGCCCAGUUUAUGGGAACCACAGCCGAGAUUCAGCCUCUUUGAAGAGGACAAGCCAGGUUUGUCGUUGCAGGCAAUGACAAGGUCAUAUUCCUCUCCCUGUAUGUCGGAAUUCGGUCGAGACUGUGAGAUGUACAGAUUCGACGAAGGGCGGAUUAAAAUACCCUGUUUCUUGUUCUGACCGGCCCCACUGCCGCUGUUGUCGUCGGUCCUUGAAAUCAAAUCAUGAAUAACAUGCGGUAAUUGACUCUCGUCGGUUUUAAAAAGAAGAUCUUUGUUUGCCCAAAAAACUGGCGCUGUCAAACCAUGAGACCACUUCUCGCUGUCGUCGCCUGCACCUUGAAUAUAGCCUCCUUCAGAUGCCUCAGCGCCAUGCACUCUUCUCGAGGCCGAGCAAAGGACAAACAGAUUAUAGCCCUCUCCUUUCUGCAGCGUGGUCGGGUAAAAAUAGGUCUGAUUCGCCCAGGCGAGUCUAAUCGGAUAGCCUAGAUCUUUUCUCAACUUGUCCAAAUCAAGCUUCAAUUCCUAUCACGAU